CGAAGGUAGGGUCUCUGAGAAGAGCUGCAAACAAGUGUGUUUGUAUUUUAAUGGAUGCCGGCUUUUCGUAUGAGUUUCGCUUAAUGCCUCAAAUGUUGGAAUGGUUUUUGGUGAAUUUUAGUUUUCUGGUGCUUUUCGGGCUGAGCGGUGUGUGCGAAUAUUUUUCCUCAAGCGAAUCCUUUUUGUUUGCUAAAAGGAGGUGGGCUUGUGAGAAAAUUGUGUUGUGUAUAAGUUUGUUGAAGCCAGGAGUGAGCAGUUUUCGGAUCAAUCAGAUGCUGAUGUUGAGAUGAACAUCAUGAAAUUAGAUCUAUUACUGAUUUGCUUCCUUAUCGCUGUCUGGUCCAGUCCGGCUACCGGGGCCCGUCAACAGCUGCGGUCCGAAGUGGUAUACAACGAGAGAAACCUAAAGGAAGGACGCUAUAAGUAUGGUUAUGCGGUGAAACAGGGGGAAACGCAAUUCCAUCAUCAGCGAUCGUUGGAUGGAGCCAUGUAUGGAUGCUAUGGAUAUGUUGAUCCCCAGGGAAAGCUUUUCAUUACGCAUUAUUUGGCAGAUAAGGCGGGGUACCGAUUGGUCAACAUGGCCAAUUUGGAUAAGAAGCUUUUGGAUAGAAUUCGCACUUUGGGUUCAGCAGAACAUCCUCUGGAAGUGCAGAAUCUAUUCCCACUGGAGUGCCAAGCCGAUGGGGACAUCAAAGUUUUACAGGAAACAUCUGCCCAGUUGAAAAGCACACUACAAUCUCCGACCCCGUAUGGAAACGGCCGCGAUCGCAGUUCUUCUUCUUCGAUUUCAAACUCAGUAGAGCGAAUUGUCGUGACAAAUCAACCAGAAUCUCAGCCGUCUGUUGCGGUUAGACAGCCUCAGAAGAAGACAUUGAAUCAAGCAGUUCAGCCAAUCAAACAGUUGAGUCAAUCAAGCGGAAAUGAGGUCAAGGAAUUGUUGUCAAGAAACCGAAAGGUCGAUCAGACAUCGAAUUCGGCAUCUUUGGCUAAUCAGAAAAGUGUUGGUUCAGUUGAAGCGAAACAGGACCCUAUGGUAAGGAAUUACAUCAAACCAAACCUGCGAAGUCAGAAUACAGGCAAAAGUUUUGGCAGUAGAUUCAGUGUUGGAUCGGAUGGGUCAACCUACAUACCGGUCACCGUAAUCGAUACCAAUGAUAGACCCAUUGGCAGAUUGAUACCUCUGAGAGGUUCCGGGGCAGUUUGGUAUCCUACUGCCAGUAUCAGGAAGAUUCCUGAUGCGAUGAAGGCUGCUGAUGUGAUGGUGGAGACUCGUAGAACAGACACUGUCAAUGCGGUUGUUGACCCGGCCGAGAAGCCAGCUCGAUUAGAAGAGACUUCAUUGAAAAAUGAAUACGAAAAGGAGGAGAAACACGGCGAAAGAAAAUUGGCUCAAGAAAAUUUGGAAGCUUCAAAUGAAGAUUUUGCCAAAACAAUUGUGGUGGAAAAAGAUAACACUGUCGCAGAGCAAAAUGUCGAGGAAAAGCUUGACAUAGUAAACUCUGACCAAAUAGAAACUAUGGAUAAUCCAGAAUCUACCAUUGAACAGGAUCAACCAAAAGAAUCAAACGAAGAUGUCCAACGUAUUGAGCCGAAGGUUUUGGAUCUUACCGCUGAAAAUAAAGCUCACUCAGAUCAAAUAGAACCAGAAAAUGUGAGGACUGAUCAAGUAGAUACUGCCAUUACCGGUAGCGAUUCUGUUGAAACAGAAACAUUAGUUGCACUUGAAAUACCCGUUGUAGCAAAGAGUGAAAUCACUUUGGAUGAAUCUAAUGCUUUCGGAACAGCAAGUUCCGGAAGAUAUGAACCUGUUGCCUCAAAUCCUACCGAAGCAGAAUCACUAUUUGAACAACCGAUAAACAGCCAAGUCAAAUCGGAAUAUUCUGCACCUCUUGGGCAGCCACAGAAAUUAACACCCCAUUUUAGAGGAAAUGUAAAAUACAAGGAUUAUGCUAAUUCACCAUCGAAACCCGUCGAUACUUCUGACUCAAAGAUUCGUAGAACUGGAUCCGUUGAAAAGAACGACAUCAGGAAAACAGGAGAAACUUUCACCGGUAAGAUUAAUUCGGGCUUUCGUGAAGAUGCGAACGUGAAACUGACGGAAAAUUUUGGACGCAUCCAACAAAACGCAAGUCCUGACAGUGUGAGCCCUAAGAAAACAACGGACAACGUCGUUGAACAUCCAUUGUACGUUGAAAUUAACGAUGAUCAAUCGAGAUCUGAACUUGUUGAAUCGUUACCGGUGUCUGAACCCGAACGUACUGAUCAAGUAAUCGAAAACACACCAAAAGCUUAUGAACCACAGAUGGAUAGCUCUGAAGAUAGUUCAAGUUUCAUACCAUCGAGGGAAGAAGCAGAUGCAUCUCCGAAAGACUUUAAACAUGACUCGGAAUCAGCUCAAAGCCUAGGAAAAAGUUCAAGUGAGGCUGAGAUAAACACGGAGAUAGAUACUCAACCGAUCUCAAUCGAAAUACAAGAUCAAGAUGGCAUCACAAAAAUAAUUUCAAAUGAUAAUCAUCUGAAUCUCGAUUUGGAAAAUGUCCAUCAAGUUGCUGAAAACCCAAUUCAAGAAGUCAACGAGGCCGCUGAUAUAACUUUUCAAGGAGUAGAAGAUGCUCUAACUCUUGAUUCUCAUUCUGACAUUAGAACUGAGGAACAAAACUCGAACAAUGAAUUCGAAAAAUUGGUUGAAAGCGAUCUCUCUGAAACUGUAAGCUCAGAUCAAAACUCCAAUGAACAUGCAGAAAACUUAGAGCCUAUCAACCGUCAAGACAUUGAAAAAGUUGACGCUACAACGAUCCCAUUGAUCUCCCAGGAAUCUAUCGUAGAUACAAAACCCGCUGUAAAACAAACUCCAUCUCUCAGCAAACAAAAACUAGAUUUGAUUCGUUCUAUUCUCGGUGCACCUGCUGCCAGACAAGAGAACACAUUUGAGAAUUAUCUGGACGACUCCGUUGUUGUAGAAGCAGCCAAUGAUGAAUCACAUCGAUUGAUGAUUCCAAAGCUUCCUGCCACUCCACGAACAACCACUGAAGGCAAUAACGCAGAGACAAUCACCGUAUCGUACGCAUACAGUAAUGCAGGUAAACCACCUGUAUUACCCCGUCCAACCACCAGUUAUCGUCCAAGUGUUUCGAACACCUAUUUCCAAGCCACGACAACAACUACCUCGAAACCGGCCCGCACUACUAUUGGCCCCAGUGGAGAUAUCUACGAUGAAGUUGAAGAAGACGUUGCGCCUCCAAGGCCUGUUGCUCCACCUCGACCGGUCGCUCCUCCUCGUCCAGUACAAAUGUCUCCUCAGAUUCCUCCCAAACCCAGCACUACCGAUUCCAGCUACUCCAUCCAGCCAUCCAUAUCGUCCAACUGCUACGAAGUAAUCCUCCAAGUCCCGGCCGAUGCCAAGCAGGUCCUGCUCAAAACCGAAUCGCCUGAAUUCCGUGUCUUCGGAGACAGUGAUCCGGCGAAUCGAAUCCGACAGAUCCAUCCUGGAGUCUACGAGGUCAACAUCGGUGCCACCAGCGGAAUCAAGUUCCGUCAGUAUGAACAGUUCCAACACAGGGACGCAAACAAGCUCAUGUUGGACAUUGCUAAAGGUUUCAACUAUGGAGAGUUGGUGCCGCAGCCUGUCAACCGAGGACCUACAGACUUACGUGACAGUACCUUGAACAAUCCGUACUUGCCGUUGGUGUCGAUUGAGCAAGCCCAGGAGGCUGGCAAUGUGGAACUCGUGACCGUCGGGGCGGAUAGUCACGAACUAAGCCAAGAGCAGCGCGCUUUGCUCGGUUUGGUUCCAUCCUGGAGGAAGGUUUUGCUCUACUACUGAGAAGGCGGGAAUGGGAAAAUCGAGUUCAAACCGGUUGAGACUGCGGCAGCCGCGAAGCUGUAUGAAGCGGCAAAUUAAUUUCAAUUCGAUUAAUAUGCAAACGAAUGCAGGUAUUUGACUGGAUUCUUUUGGAAUAAAAACGAUGGACUGAAUUACUUUAAAA
This is a messenger RNA of Aedes aegypti (yellow fever mosquito), 3986 nucleotides long. RefSeq lists its product as uncharacterized. The transcript is spliced from 4 exons. The coding region runs from base 287 to 3823 and encodes 1178 amino acids. The record is from RefSeq and is a predicted model, not a curated record. Lineage: Eukaryota; Metazoa; Arthropoda; Insecta; Diptera; Culicidae.